AUGGCCGACACCGCAGCCGGCCCGACGCGGCCGCAACGCCGGUCCUCGCCGCUCAAGAACGGCUACCUGAUCCUCUACAACUUCGUCUCCGCCGUCGCCUGGGCCACCGUCCUCGGCCGUACCAUCGCCCUCUUCGCCCUCCGCGGCCCGCAAUUUGUGCACCUCGGCGUCGGCGACUGGACGCGCUGGACGCAGACCAUGGCCGCCAUGGAGGUUCUGCACGCGCUCCUCGGCGUCGUCCGCGCCCCCGUCUUCACGACCGUUAUGCAGGUCCUCAGCCGCUUCGUCCUCGUCUGGGGCGUCGUCUACCCCUUCCCCUGGCUCGCGCGCAGCACCUGGUACUCGUCGAUGCUGCUCGCCUGGAGCGUCACCGAGGUCAUUCGCUACUCGUACUUCGCGCUCAACCUCAGCGGCCUCCAGCCCAAGCCCCUGACCUGGCUGCGCUACAAUACCUUCUUCGUGCUGUACCCCAUUGGCAUCACGAGCGAGUGCGUGCUCAUCUACUACGCCGCCGAGCCCGCCAAGCAGUUUGGCGAGGUGUUCCCGUACGUUUCGUACGCCAUCCUCGCCAUUUACGUUCCUGGUUCGUACAUUCUGUACACCUACAUGAUGAAGCAGAGGAGCAAGGUCAUGCGCAACUUGAAGGCCGAGGAGGCGGGCCGCUCAAAGACCCAGUAA
Molecule: messenger RNA, 678 nt
Organism: Colletotrichum spaethianum
Lineage: Eukaryota; Fungi; Ascomycota; Sordariomycetes; Glomerellales; Glomerellaceae
Product: putative very-long-chain (3R)-3-hydroxyacyl-CoA dehydratase
Exons: 3
Coding region: 1-678 (225 amino acids)
Biological process (GO): fatty acid elongation; sphingolipid biosynthetic process; very long-chain fatty acid biosynthetic process
Cellular component (GO): endoplasmic reticulum membrane
Molecular function (GO): 3-hydroxyacyl-CoA dehydratase activity
Source: RefSeq, a predicted model, not a curated record